AACACUCUGUAGAUGGAGAUAUCGUAACAGCAUUUGGAUUAAUAAACCUAUUCACAGUUUGAAAAAAAAACUUUUGGUGAGUUUGAAUGCUGUGAUAUCAUAUUUGAAAAAUAGGCUGCUUUAACAUUCUUAACAGCUUUCUGAUUAGAGACUUGACUUUUUCUUUCUGCUGAAGAAAAAAAAUUAAUACAGGUUUGGAACGACCUGAGGCUGAGUAAAUUAUAACAUGUUUUUGAAGACUAUCAGAGGUUUGUUUUUAAAAAAAUGUUUUACUUUUUGAUAAUUAAGAUUAUCAUUAUUAAGAUCAAUGUUAAAGUGAACACUUCCCAUUAUGAGCAAAAGUGAGUGGAGGAGGCACACGGAUCGCUUCAGAAGAACCAAAGUCAGCAGGCCAAGAAGGGGCAGGAGCUAAGGAGCUAUGGAGCAAGCUUUGCUUUCCUUCGCAACUCCAAUGGCAUCUUACACAGUGGUCAUUGUCCCUCUCAGGAACAGUCCUAACAGUCUGGAUGCAUUGCAGUUCUUCCUUUGGGUGAAGAAGAUGAAGGACUUGGAGAGGGAAAAGGACCUUUUGUGGAUUGGAUUGCAGGCUUUAGAGCAGGUGCGAGAGAAAUUAUGCUACAACCCAGAAGACCACAUGGAAGUGCAAGACCAGUUCAAGAAAGGAGAGAUGAGAAAAGUGUUUCCAGACACCUCCACCCUACUGUUGGCUCAGAUCCACAGAGUGAACAGGACCUUGAGGAAUCUACUGUGUGACUCCAGGAAUCCCACUGAUCCUGCAAUAGAAGGUACUGAAGGACAUCAGCCCUCUCCUACCGAUUCAGAAGAAAGUGCUAGUUUUUAAUCAGCUAUUUGUUUUGAAUUUCUAUACUGUAUUUUCCUGUAUUUUGUGCUUGCUGAAUGUAUUCUGAGUGGAUUGAAAUGAUCAUUUUAAGUGCAAUAUAUGAAAAUUGCUUACUUGAUUGGAUUUCCAAAACAUGGCAUACAACUCGCACACUGCUUUGUAUGUUUUAUUCAAGAAUUCGGUGAAGUCGACUUGGCGAAACUUUCCAUUUCCAUUGUCCUUCCAGGAAUUAAUAUACUAAAGGUUUAUUAACUGCAUUCUGCCAUUUAUUUUCUGAUACUAUUUUUGCAAUGGUAACUUCAUACAUGCAAAGAAAUUAGAUCAUGUGAGCAUUUUUUUCUUUUUGUCAGUAUACUGCAUUUAUAUUUGACUAUUUUUGUAUUUAUUAAUGCAUAUUUAAAUUGGCAGGUUUUUUUUCUGUGUGUGAAAUUGAUGAGCACAAAAAAAAGUAAUGUAAAAGAGAUUAAAUUUGAAAGCUCAUUCAUUCAGCAGUUCUUAAAUAUCGAGUUAAUGAGUUAUCCAAGUCAACAGCGAUUAUCAUGGAAAGAAACACAUCACUGAGUGCAUAACAGUGGCCAUUCCUCCACACCUUAGCCUUUUUUGACAUGUCACCUGUCAUCGUGGUCCCAGAAUUUCCUCUCAUGGCCACCCAAGAGGUUAAAAUGAAAGCUGUUCCUGCCACAGCCAGCCUAGAGAUUCCUGUCUCAGCCUCUCCAUUCCUCAGCUUAUCAUCUGCCAGACUGACAUCAGUGGCCUUUUACAAGCCUUAGCAUCUUCCAAAGCUAACCUUGGUAGUCUGGUGCCUUGGUUUGAGGCAGUAUCAUUACAGCAUACUUUAACAAUAUAGUAAUUGUGCAGUUGGUUCAGUAGUUUAUAUAAAUAUAUUUCAAUAGUUUAAAUAAUCAAAACUUUAAAAAAUAUUCUGCCAUACACUUUAAAAGCAUAGUUUAUUUAAAUUAUAUAACUACAGCAUACAGUAUUUAUUUAUAUAACAAUAAGGCAUACAGUAGUUCACAGCAUAGUUUAACAUUGUACAAUUGAAAAUAAUAUCACUCAGAAAUAUGGCUUGAUUAAUGUUUUUAUUUAUUUUAUAUAUUGUGUUUA
Messenger RNA from Carassius gibelio (silver crucian carp), 1945 nucleotides. RefSeq names its product suppressor APC domain-containing protein 1-like. Bases 419 to 841 code for a protein of 140 amino acids. NCBI's taxonomy places the organism in Eukaryota, Metazoa, Chordata, Actinopteri, Cypriniformes, Cyprinidae. The transcript has 5 exons. The record is from RefSeq and is a predicted model, not a curated record.